AAAAAGAAAGUAAAAUCAGUUAAUGAAACAAGUACUGUAGAGAGAGAGAGAGAGAGAGAGGAGGGGAAUUUCUUGCCUCUCGCUCAGAUCCGUUCCUCCGGCGAAAAGCGACGGCGACUUUGUUGACGCUGCGGCCUCUUCCCGACCGCGCAGCAAAGAUUUGAGGUCACCAAUGGAUGAUUCAACGGAUGACGAUUCGUAUCAUCCAAGAAAACACUAUGCUUAUGAUCGUCAGGUUUCUUCAAGCAGAUGGCGUACCAGCCGCGAGUAUAUCAGAGGUCCCGGCCCCGAAACUCAUACUACUGAGAGUGCUCAAGAUGGACAGGAUCCACCUGCUGGAGUAUAUUCCUAUGGUUAUUUUUCUGGCAGUGGUAAUGAUCCUCAAGUUCAAGGACACUUUGUUCCGGAGAUUCAAAAGUACAACCCUUACGUGAUUUUCAAAGGUGAACAACUCCCGGUUCCUAUAUGGGAACUGCCAGAGGAGAAGGUCCAAGAUUUUCAUGAUAGGUACUUUAUUGCAAAAGACAAGAGUCGAGUUGAAGCCAGGAAGACUCUGAAUAGGUUGUUAGAGGGGAACAUCAAUACAAUUGAAAGGGGACAUGGAUAUAAAUUCAAUAUUCCAAAAUAUACAGAUAACAUGGAGUUUAAUGAGGAAGUCAAGGUUUCUCUAGCAAAAGCAGGCAAGACCAUAAGCCGUUCCUUUUGCAAUGCGAAUCAGCGGGAAGUUGCAUCUAGGACUGGCUAUACCAUUGAUCUAAUAGAACGGACACUUGGGGCUGGAUUGAACAUCUCGAAGAGAACUGUCUUAUACACAAACAAGGAUCUGUUUGGGGAUCAAAGUAAAUCAGAUCAAGCGAUCAAUGACAUCUGCGCUUUGACAAAUAUCAGAAGGGGCUCUUUGGGUAUAAUAGCAGCUGAAAAAGGAAUUGUAGUUGGAAACAUUUUCCUGGAAUUGACAAAUGGCAAAUCGAUUAGUUGUUCUAUUGGAGUGCAGAUACCACACAGGCUUGACCAGAUCAAAGAUGUUUGUGUUGAAAUAGGUUCACGCAACAUAGAGUAUAUUCUUGUUGUGGAAAAGCAUACAAUGUUGAAUUAUCUACUAGAGAUGGACUAUCACACCAAUAACAACUGUAUAAUUCUGACAGGAUGUGGCAUGCCAACCCUCCAAACAAGGGAUUUCCUCAGAUUCUUGAAACAACGCACUGGACUACCUGUCUUUGGACUUUGUGAUCCAGAUCCUGAAGGUAUAAGUAUUCUUGCUACGUAUGCUAGAGGGUCUUGCAAUUCAGCAUAUGACAAUUUCAAUAUUUCCGUGCCAUCUAUUUGUUGGGUUGGAUUGUCAUCCUCAGACAUGAUAAAGUUGAAUUUGUCUGAGACCAACUACUCACGUUUGUCUCGCGAGGACAAAACUAUGUUGAAGAACCUUUGGCAGGACGAUUUGUCCGAUGUAUGGAAACGCAGAAUCGAAGAAAUGAUAAGUUUUGACAAGAAGGCCUCUUUUGAAGCUAUUCAUAGUUUGGGGUUUGAUUAUUUUGCAACCAAUUUGCUUCCGGAUAUGAUUAACAAAGUACGAGAAGGCUAUGUUCAGGUUCAAGAGAAAAAAGAGCCUCAAGACACUGAAGCCAGUGAGGACUGAUUUGGAGGACUCUAAUGCAGCUAGAGAUUCAGAUCCAUAAGUUUCUACAAGUAAAAGUUGGAGCAGCAGAUUGGAACUGCAUGUUGAUUUUUGUGGAUGCUCAAGCUUCACUCGUAUGUUUGGCUUCUGAUAAGUCUGUAAUAGCUUAGCAGCACAAUUAUUAUAGUUGUCUUCUAGGUGAUCGAUCUCCUAAAUACUUGCACCACUAUUAUUGUAGUUGUCUUUUAUGUGAUCGAUCUCCUAAGUACCUUUCUGUCUGUAAUAGUUUAGCAACACCAUUAUUAUAGUACUAGUUAUCGUCUAGGUGAUCGAUCUCUCCUAAGUGCUUGCACUAUUGUUACUGAAGUUGUCUUCUAGCACUAUUGGUACUGCAGUUGUUUUUUCGCUGAUCGAACUUCUAAGUGCGGUAUUAUUGUUAAGAGUAAA
Molecule: messenger RNA, 2062 nt
Organism: Oryza sativa Japonica Group (Japanese rice)
Lineage: Eukaryota; Viridiplantae; Streptophyta; Magnoliopsida; Poales; Poaceae
Source: RefSeq, a predicted model, not a curated record